This is a messenger RNA of Drosophila novamexicana, 465 nucleotides long. Its product is annotated as protein FAM32A-like. The record is from RefSeq and is a predicted model, not a curated record. Gene Ontology annotation, cellular component: nucleolus. Bases 85 to 453 code for a protein of 122 amino acids. Lineage: Eukaryota; Metazoa; Arthropoda; Insecta; Diptera; Drosophilidae. The transcript has a single exon.
CCCUGGAUACUGAAACGUUUGUCAGCCCUCGUCAUCAAUAAAAAACAAAUCGCUUGCAUUAUUUUGGAAAACAAAAUAAAAACAAUGUCCGACGCAUAUGCAUAUGCUGCCAAAGGCAAACUAAAACUCAAAAGCGAUACCGAACUCAAGAAAAAAAAGAAGAAACACAAGAACAAGGAAGAGGAGAAGGAGAAGGAUGCACUGCAGAGAGCGUUCGUCGAACAACAAAUGAUUGAAACUGUAAACGGACCUGCCGCAGCCACGACCAGCGGCUACGAGCGGAAGCUAACCAAAGCGGAGCUGGCCACCAAGAAACAGCAGGAGAAGAUGCGCAACAAACGCAUCAUGGACAAGGCGCAGACGACGCAUAAACAGCGCGUAGAGAAAUUCAAUGAACAUCUGGACACACUCACCGAGCACUUCGAUAUACCCAAGGUGUCCUGGACGAAGUAGAAGGCGUCGCAU